Messenger RNA from Stegastes partitus (bicolor damselfish), 2824 nucleotides. RefSeq names its product solute carrier family 7 member 10a (gene slc7a10a). NCBI's taxonomy places the organism in Eukaryota, Metazoa, Chordata, Actinopteri, Pomacentridae. Gene Ontology annotation, molecular function: neutral L-amino acid transmembrane transporter activity; L-amino acid transmembrane transporter activity. Bases 17 to 1513 code for a protein of 498 amino acids. Gene Ontology annotation, biological process: D-alanine transmembrane transport; D-serine transmembrane transport. The transcript has 11 exons. The record is from RefSeq and is a predicted model, not a curated record. Gene Ontology annotation, cellular component: membrane.
UUGCAAGGCGGAUGAGAUGGAGGACAAAGAGAGAAAGAAGAAGGAUGAAAAGUCCUCCAAGAGCGACAGAGUCACCCUGAAAAAAGAAAUUGGACUUCUGAGCGCUUGCGCUAUUAUCAUCGGGAAUAUCAUCGGUUCUGGGAUAUUCAUCUCACCUAAAGGAGUGUUGGAGCAUGCAGGUUCAGUGGGGCUGUCACUCAUUGUGUGGGUUUGUGGAGGAGGGAUCUGUGCCCUUGGGUCCCUGUGCUAUGCUGAACUGGGUGUCACCAUCCCAAAGUCUGGAGGAGACUAUUCAUAUGUGACAGAAAUCUUUGGAGGUCUUGUGGGGUUCCUGUUGUUAUGGAGCGCUGUCCUCAUCAUGUAUCCAACCACGCUGGCUGUCAUUGCACUCACCUUCUCCAAUUACGUCUUGCAGCCGGCCUUUCAGGACUGCCUGCCUCCAUACAUCGCCACCAGACUCCUUGCCACCAUCUGUAUCUUGUUCCUGACCUGGGUGAACUGCUCCAGUGUGCGCUGGGCAACAAGGAUCCAAGAUGUUUUCACUGUAGGAAAACUCCUUGCUCUAGUACUCAUCAUAGUGGUAGGACUUGUCCAGAUCAGUAGAGGUCACUAUGAUGCCCUGCGGCCCAGUGUGGCUUUUGAAUUUAGUGAGGACCCCUCAGUGGGGCAGAUAGCGCUGGCCUUCCUCCAGGCUUCUUUUGCCUACAGCGGCUGGAAUUUCCUCAACUAUGUCACAGAAGAAGUUGUGGAGCCACGCAAGAACCUGCCCCGUGCCAUAUAUAUCUCCAUCCCACUGGUGACCCUGGUCUACACAAUGACCAACAUCGCCUACUUCUCCUCCAUGACCCCAGAGGAGCUGCUUGCCUCCAAUGCUGUGGCAGUGACAUUUGGGGAAAAGCUCCUGGGGAUGUUUUCCUGGGUGAUGCCGAUCUCUGUAGCACUGUCCACUUUUGGAGGAAUUAAUGGAUAUUUGUUCACCUCCUCCAGAUUGUGUUUCUCGGGGGCCAGAGAGGGUCACCUGCCUUACCUGCUGGCUAUGAUCCACCUUAAAAACUGCACACCAAUUCCUGCACUGCUUGUCUGUUGCAUUGCCACAAUAGUCAUCCUGUGUAUUGGAGAGACACACAACCUGAUCAACUAUGUGUCCUUUAUCAACUAUCUGUCCUAUGGGGUAACCAUCGCCGGCCUUCUGUACCUCCGCAAGAAGAGACCCAACCUGGCCAGACCCAUCAAGGUAAACAUGUUGGUCCCCAUCACCUACAUGGUUUUUUGGGCGGUGCUGCUGUGCUUCAGUCUGUACUCUGAACCAGUGGUUUGUGGCCUGGGAAUGGUCAUCAUGCUAACUGGAGUGCCUGUGUACUUUGUGGGUGUUCAGUGGAAGGACAAACCCAAGUGGAUCUACAGGCUUCUUGAAAAAGUCACAUUCAUGGGCCAGAAGGUGUGUUAUGUGGUGUUUCCUCAGGAAGACCCCUCAGAGACUGAACCCCUCACUGCCUCCAAAGCCACUGACUGAGCAGUGAAGCUAACCAGGACUUCAUUUUUACAUCAACACCUGUUCUUCCAGUUUUUGUGUUCCAGUUUUUCCCAAUGAUUAGUCAGUAAAUUGUUAAGAGAAGGCUUCAUAUAUAUUUUUGCACAGGUCCAACCUGAAUCGGCAGGGAUGGAGCCGCAGUGUGGAAGAAGUGUAUGGUUGUACUUCGGCCUAAGCAUGUUAGUCCUCCAGCUGAGGCAUGCACUUCAUUGGUUGGUUUGAUAGGACUGUCCAUUGUCUUCACCAGUAUGUCAAGUUCUCUCUCUCCCACAGAUCUUCAUCUUUUUCCCCCCUCCUCUCACUUAAACAGCCUCCAUCUGCCAUCCUCUGGUUCACUUCCAGGACUUUUACUUUUGUGACUUUAACUAAAUUCUUAUGCUAAUGUGCCUUAUGAAAUAUAUAGUGUAUUGGUUUGUGCGGGUAUUUCGAGUGUAUAGUAAUGUUUAUGAGGUAAAUAUGCAAGCAGUUUCUGCACUUAGCAAUACUUCUUUAUUACUGCUGCUACCUUGAGCUCUGUUUCACUAAUUACUCAUAUGAUGUUCACUGUUGGUCAACCGUCGAUGAUGAAUUUUUCUGUCUGUAUAUCUGCCUGACUACAAUAUCUGGCCAUUAGUUUUACUUUACACCCACUGUUUUGUUUUCAAAAUAAUAUCCCUUCUCUUUCCUGAUAUAUACUGUAGGUGCCUUCAGGUUGCUAUUAGAGAGAAUAUCUACAAAACUCUCAUCUUUCCCAGCAAUAUUGACAGAGACAGGAGGUAAAGUUUGUUGCUGUCAGCUGGACCACUAGCAGACUCUCUGAGGAGUUAAUAGGAUGAAUCAGUACAACACCGAUGACAGGCUAUUCUUCUAUGUUUUGAAAGUUUCCGUCUUUGGUCUCCUGAGUUAAGCACUUUAAGACUGCUGAGCUUGUUGCUUUAGAAACGUUAUCACUUCGGGAAUGCCACUGUGAACUCUUUCAAGGUGCUUGACCAGCCAAGACAGUUAUUAGAUUUCAGAUUUCUCACCUGUUGCUACGGUACAGUUCUUACCAUUAACGUGUUGUUGGAUAACAUAGGCAGACAGAUGGAUGGCUGACAGUGGAUGUUUACUUGUGCACAGGCCUGUUCUCUCCUCCAAAGACACACUGGCACUGCAGUGACCCCUAGCCCACUGACUCUUUAUAGAUCACAUAACUUAGUAUGGUGCUUUUGUCAUAAUGCAGUUGAUUUGAUUAUAGAUGAUUAAUGACCCUGUAGACUUUCUGUGGUCCUGUUGAUUCAGCAUAUUGACUUAAACACUUCAUUGAAUAACUGA